AUGGUGGACAACUUGUUGAAUGCGCACGCGCCACUGCGCAUCGGAACGCGACGCUCCAACCUGGCUGUCGUCCAGGCAGAGGGAAUCCGCGACAGCCUGCAGAAGAUUGCACCAGACCGAUCCUACCAGAUUGAGACCCUUCAUACACUUGGGGAUCGAGACCAGUCAACGGCACUCUAUAAUUUCGGCGAUAAGAGUCUUUGGACAACUGAGUUGGAAGAAAAGCUCACAUCGGGUCAAUUGGAUGUUAUUGUCCACUGUUUGAAAGAUAUGCCGACCAAGCUGCCCGAUUCCUGUGAACUGGCCGCGAUUCCGCAGCGGGACGAUCCGCGCGACGCCCUGAUCGUCAAGGCGGGACUGCCCUACACCAGCCUCCAGACGCUGCCCGAAAGGCGCCGUCGUGGGUACGUCCCCCAGCUGCGCUUUGCCAACCUGCGCGGCAAUGUGGAGACUCGUUUGGCCAAAGUCGAUGACCCUGCUAGCGAGUAUACCUGCAUGGUGAUGUCGGCGGCCUGGCUGGAGCGCAUCGGCCUUCAGUCUCGCAUCAGCCAGUACCUGGGCUCCAAGGAUGGGGGCAUCUUCCACGCCGUCGGGCAGGGGGCGCUGGGCUUGGAAAUCCGCAGGGGCGAUGCGCAUAUGCAGGAGCUGCUCAACCGGCUUGCGGACACCAAGUCCACGCUGGCUUGUCUGGCCGAGCGGUCGCUCAUGAGGACGCUGGAAGGCGGAUGCAGUGUCCCCAUCGGCGUCGAGACGGAAUGGGUUCAACCAGACCAACUGCGUAUCAGUGCCAUCGUGGUCAGUCUGGAUGGCUCCAAGAGCGUUGAGGAUACCCUCGAGGCGAGAAUCGCAACCACCUGCGAAGCGGAAGUUCUCGCCCAGAACUUGGCGGCCAGACUGGCCCAGGCCGGUGCAGGGGCCAUCCUAAAUGAUAUCAACGCCAACCGACCAGCUAAGGACUGACGGAAUGGGACUACUCAAAUCACCAUGUAGUUAUACCAUAUCUGAUGAUCCUUCUUGGAGUUAGGAGUUGACACUAGCACCAGAGCCUCGGAUAGCUG
Messenger RNA from Aspergillus homomorphus CBS 101889, 1058 nucleotides. RefSeq names its product putative porphobilinogen deaminase Hem3. The record is from RefSeq and is a predicted model, not a curated record. Bases 1 to 960 code for a protein of 319 amino acids. Gene Ontology annotation, molecular function: hydroxymethylbilane synthase activity. Gene Ontology annotation, cellular component: cytoplasm. The transcript is spliced from 3 exons. Gene Ontology annotation, biological process: heme biosynthetic process. Lineage: Eukaryota; Fungi; Ascomycota; Eurotiomycetes; Eurotiales; Aspergillaceae.